AUGCCUUCACUUUCCGAUUAUUCUGCAUCUUUUGUAGUUGCAAAGAAAAGAAGUAAAGUGAGUGAAAAUGUAUUAAGAAAUGCUGUUAGUCGGACGUUACAAAUUAAAUGCAAUCGCAUGCGGACAUUUAUCGAUGAAAAUCACGACUCGUUGCAUUUACAUAUUAGCCAGCUGCGACAGUUUGCCGCAUCUACCGGUGGCUUAGUUCUGGAUGAAAUUCGUGCUCUUGUUUGGCCUGUUCUGGCAUCUUCACUUGUACAGGAUUCGUUCACUGAUCAGGAGACAGCAUCAACAUUUUCGGAUUCUGAUUUUGAAUCCGCUCAUUCCGACUUCACUUAUGAAGAACAUGACUCCACGAUUGACUCUGCUACCAUUUUAAGAACUAGCCAUGAAUUUCGUUUCAAUAUGCUGCGAUAUUUCAAGACUCUCGUCCUUUUCCUUUCCUUGUUGUCAAGUCCAACGUUGAAAGAUUUACAAAGUCAUCGUGAAUGGAACCAGGUGCAAAUGGAUGUUCAGCGCACACUGGCGCGAUUUCCACCUGAUAUAUCAGAUAAAGAACGAUGUACUUUGCAAGAAGAUCUAACUCCUUUGAUUGUAAAAAUUCUCUGGAGCUGUCCUCGAUUUCAUUAUUAUCAAGGUUUUCAUGAUGUUUGUUUGACCUUAUUAUUGGUGCUCGGUAAUGAGAAAGCAGAGCAUGUUGGUACACUUUUGGCAAAUAAUGGAAUUUUUAAGGGUUACCUUCUCAGAAAGCUAGAAGAUACCGUACUCAGAGAUCUUGAUUUGAUGCAUGUUUUGCUUUGGAAAGUUGAUGAAGAGUUGGAAAAAGUAGUACGUGCUGUAGAAUUAGGAUCAUUAUUUGCUUUAAGCUGGCCAUUGACGUGGUUUUCACAUGCUCUUCAUCACUACCACCAAAUUGUGCUUUGUUUCGACUUUUUCCUGGCUACUCAUGCGCUUACUCCCAUUUUUUUAACUUCUGCUGUCGUUUUGUGGCGAAGUAAUGCAGUCCUUAAUUGUUCUCGGGACAUGGCUUCUAUUCAUCAUCUACUGAAUGUAAUACCAAAUGAUAUCCCUGUUCAAGCACUAAUCAACGAUGCGCAAGAUCUGUUUCGGAUGUUUCCUCCAUCACGGUUACGUGGUCCGCUAAUGGAAGACUAUCAACAUCUUAUAAAUAUUAGUCGGAUACGAAAACCGUCGUUUCCAAAGACAUCCCUUCGAAAGUGGUUAGUUGCUGGUACUGCUACUGCAGCAAUAUACGUCCUAUCAAGAUAUAUGUUUAUUACUUCUUCCUACUGA
Brugia pahangi is the source of this 1293-nucleotide messenger RNA. NCBI's taxonomy places the organism in Eukaryota, Metazoa, Nematoda, Chromadorea, Rhabditida, Onchocercidae. The record is from the annotation of a GenBank genome assembly.